Entamoeba invadens IP1 is the source of this 387-nucleotide messenger RNA. RefSeq lists its product as hypothetical. Lineage: Eukaryota; Evosea; Mastigamoebida; Endamoebidae. The record is from RefSeq and is a predicted model, not a curated record. The coding region runs from base 1 to 387 and encodes 128 amino acids. The transcript has 2 exons.
AUGACGGCUCUUUUCGUAUUACUCUUCGUCUUUGCAUUCUCAGAAGAAAUCAAGAAGAUCGACCAAAGCAAAUACUUCAACUGCGAGUUUCACACACCUCGAAAAUGUCAGAUCGAGAACGAGGAAGGAAUUAAAGCCUUUAUCAAGUCCGAGUUUUUGAAUUACCCAAUGGUCAUUCACACCAACUCAGAUAAAGCCGCGUUUGUAUUCUACGACGUCACAGGAACACAAAUAGAGGAGAUCCCGUUGCUUGGCCUCAGACAAUCCCAAAUUGAAAAUAUUUUGGACAGGAGAGGAUUUUACUGCGAGAACCCAAAACAAUUCAAAAAGCUCGAAGAACUCUUUACAGACGACUUUGUUUUGAACUUGGUGAAGCCAAGCAAAUAA